GUUAAGUUCUCAUCGGUUUACCUAUCCAGGGGUAAGCGGUGAAGUGCGUGCGAUCUCCUCAGCCUCUAACCUACACUAAUUAGCGCUUAGGCAGCUACAUUAUCAUAUUCAUGUAGCAUCAUGAUCACCUCGAAUGUCCACAUAGGGGAGUUCAACUUGGCAAAGCUUGUUCAAAGGUAGCCUGCUUACUUACCUACCGAGAUGCAUACUUAGGUAAAUACCUGACCUAGAGUAGGUACUGUGCUGGUCCAAAUCUCGAACCUGGGGCGGAGUCCCGAAACAGGGGGCCGUAAUUGGUGUUUUCAGCCCUGACGAGCACCUACUAGGUUAGAAUCGGAUAGGCAGCUUACCUACACAGGUAGCAGUGCAAAAGCCAAUGGAUACUUCGCACUCGCACUCGCCUAUCAAGCCUAGAGACUUUUGCGGGAACGCCUCAUAAUACCCUCAAACAUGAGGAGCCCUCUCUGACUUACCUAUACCCCCAUAUGUAAGAAUUGUUUACGUAGCGUAGCUCAUGAUAGAAUAUAUAUAAAGUCGCGAAUACUGCCAAGAAAUAAAAGGCGACUUCCUAUGAGAUAUUACUCCCUAUGAGAUAUUACUCGUGAUUUACCAAUAGAAAGCCUCCCCGCCACCGUUCAAGAUACCUACCCAACUUACUUCCUUACCUAUAACAUCUGCAUCCUCGCCACACACAUCUCCCCAACACGCAAUGACGCUAUCCGAACGAAACAACAUCUCGAUCGCGCAAAUCGUCAUCUACGCCCCCUCACUCCUCAUCGCCAUCUGGCUCGCCCUCCGCCACGGCUUCGGGCGCAACGCCGGGUGGUUCUUCCUGAUCGUUUUCUCGCUCGCGCGCAUCAUCGGCGCGUCCCUGCAGCUCGCGACAAUCGCGGACCCGACGAACCUCAGCCUGCACAUCGGCGCCGCGACGCUGCAGAACGUCGGCCUGACGCCGCUGAUCAUGGUGCAGGUGUCGCUGGUCGGGCGCGCGCUCGGCAGCAUCCGCAAGACGGCGGUCCCGUUCGUCACCGAGCAGCGGCUGCGUGUCGUACACCUAGUCGCGUUAGUGGGAAUGGUACUCAGUGCGGUGGGCGGCAGCGAUUCGAGCCAGAGCUACGCGGGCACGGGCGUGUACACGGUCUCGGGCACGUCGCAGGCGGGGAUCGGCCUCGUGAUCGCCGCGUACGUGCUGCUGGUCUUCUCGACCUUGUUGGUCGUGUCGCAGUUGUCCCAGGUCGAGAUGGGCGAAAAGCGGCUUGUUCUCGCCGUCGGCCUCUCGCUGCCGUUCAUCCUGGUGAGGCUGAUCUACUCGGCUAUAUCGGUGUUCGCGCACAAUCCGGCGUUCAACCAGCUCACGGGUGAUAUCAACGUUCAGCUGGGCAUGGCGGUCAUCAUGGAGAUGAUCGUGGUUAUUAUUGUGGAGAGUAUUGGGAUGACGCUGCAGAGGAUGCAGAGGGUGCAAGUUGCCACGGCGUCGAGGGAUAGCCAAAGCCGUAGGCUGCAGUCGGAAGAUGAUCAUGAAAUGGGUGCUUACAGGUAAAGAUUUGAACUUCAGCGUUGAUGUUGUUAGAGAAGCGUGGGUGAGGAUGACAAUGAAGUUAAACUUUUGAAGAUUAUAACGAAGUUGGAGUUUAACGAAGUUGGAGUUGAGUUGAGGAAUUAAAUCAAUAACGUAACGUAUUUUAGUACUAGG
This is a messenger RNA of Hypoxylon fragiforme, 1693 nucleotides long. RefSeq lists its product as uncharacterized. The coding region runs from base 710 to 1540 and encodes 276 amino acids. The record is from RefSeq and is a predicted model, not a curated record. The transcript has a single exon. NCBI's taxonomy places the organism in Eukaryota, Fungi, Ascomycota, Sordariomycetes, Xylariales, Hypoxylaceae.